GAAACCUCGUCGCCUCUGCUGUAGCUGAGUGAGUGGGUGAAGCGCUUUAUUCAGAAAGUUCGGCUGCCUCUUACGGCUCCGGGGCUUUGAAAAAUGGACAGCCAAGGACGAAAAGUGGUGGUUUGUGAUAACGGAACAGGGUUUGUCAAGUGUGGCUAUGCUGGAUCCAACUUCCCAGAGCACAUCUUCCCAGCUCUGGUUGGCAGGCCCAUCAUCCGAUCCACGGCUAAAGUGGGCAACAUUGAAAUAAAGGAUCUGAUGGUGGGAGAUGAAGCAAGUGAGCUGCGGUCAAUGCUGGAGGUGAACUAUCCCAUGGAGAAUGGCAUCGUCAGGAACUGGGAUGAUAUGAAGCACCUGUGGGAUUACACCUUCGGUCCAGAGAAGCUCAACAUCGACUCACACAACUGCAAGAUCCUUCUUACAGAACCUCCCAUGAACCCCACCAAGAACCGUGAGAAAAUCAUUGAGGUCAUGUUUGAGACUUACCAGUUUUCAGGCGUUUACAUUGCCAUACAGGCUGUGCUAACACUUUAUGCUCAAGGCCUUCUGACUGGAGUAGUGGUGGAUUCAGGUGAUGGAGUCACCCACAUUUGUCCAGUGUAUGAGGGCUUUUCUCUGCCCCAUCUGACGAGGAGACUGGAUAUUGCAGGAAGAGAUAUUACACGCUAUCUCAUAAAGCUGCUCUUGCUGCGAGGUUACGCCUUCAACCACUCGGCAGAUUUCGAGACUGUCCGCAUGAUGAAGGAGAAGCUCUGUUACGUGGGCUACAACAUCGAGCAGGAACAAAAGCUCGCUCUGGAGACCACCGUACUGGUGGAGUCCUACACGCUCCCUGACGGCCGGGUUAUUAUGGUAGGAGGUGAGCGGUUUGAAGCUCCAGAGGCUCUGUUCCAACCUCACCUCAUUAAUGUGGAAGGGGUCGGAGUGGCUGAACUUCUCUUCAACACCAUUCAAGCAGCAGACAUCGACACCAGGGCUGAGUUCUAUAAACACAUUGUUCUGUCGGGGGGAUCCACAAUGUAUCCUGGUCUGCCCUCUCGACUAGAGAGGGAACUUAAACAGCUGUAUCUAGAGCGGGUACUGAAGGGUGAUGUCGACAAGCUUUCUAAAUUCAAGAUCCGGAUCGAGGAUCCUCCCCGGCGCAAACACAUGGUGUUCCUGGGUGGGGCCGUGCUGGCUGACAUCAUGAAAGACAAGGACAACUUCUGGCUGACGCGUGAAGAGUAUCAGGAAAAGGGCAUGCGUGUUCUGGAGAAGCUCGGAGUCACCGUCAGAUAAACAUGGAUGUAGUUCUCAUAAAAACGGCCCUCGCAUCUGUCAAUUUAUCUAUUUUACAUUAUCCUGUCGUCACAGGUGUGGAGAGAUGGGUUUGGAUUGUGAAAUGUGGUGGGGAGAUUUUGUUUUAUCCAUUUCAGUUUUGUUUGGUCCUCUGUCUACUGACGUACAAGUAGCACAGCAUUGUCAUCAGCAGCCAUUGUAGUUUCUAUCAGCGCUUGUGUUUGUGUAAUUUUAAAAGCAUUUAAAGGAAUAUUCCGGGUUCAAUACAAGUUCAAUCAACAUUAUUUCGACUCGUUCCUUGUUUCUUAAAAAGAGCAGUAACAGUAAAGCACUUCUCCCGCUCUAUUUUUUUUUUAUUUCAGUUCAUAUGCUGCAUCUAUUUUGGGCAUUAACAACAAAAUAAAUCUCAAAAAUGUUAACAAACACUGUUGAUUUAUAACCUCGUAAUUGUUUCCCCCUAGUUGUUUAUUUUUUCACAAUAAGCACAGUAAGCAUAUUACAUCAUUAUGAUUGUUCUUGGGAUUUAUAUAUAUAUAUAUAUAUAAAUAUAUAUAUAUAAAUAUAUAUAUAUAAAUAUUAAUAAUAGUGGUUAAGUCAAGUCAAUUUUAUUUGUAUAGCACCUUUCACAACACACAUAGUUUCAAAGCAGCUUUACAGAAGAUCAGGCAUUAACAGAAGAUAAACUGUAAUGUCGAUGAGUCAUCAUUGUGUAAUUAGAUAAAAUACAAUUGUAAAUCGUGUGUAAAAAUAAGUCAUUAAAUAAUAAUUGUAAGUGUAAGGCACUUACAAUGAAAGUGAAUGGGGCCAGUCCAUAAACAUUUAAAAACACUGUUAAAAAGUAUAGCCACUAGACAUUAAAAUCAUGUUAACAUGUAUAGUGUUUCUGUCAUAAAAUCAUUUACUAAGCUUAUCUGUCUUAAGUUAUAUCCAAUAUUACAACUUUGUUGUCAUGAUAAACACUGUAAUCUGGUAAACACCAUAAAGCCUCCCUGAGUUUAUCACACAAAAAUUAUGUUGUCACGUAUAAUGUUUCCAUCUUGUGGCUAUAUGAAAUGGUGUGUGUUAAUGUUUGUAGCUGGCCCCAUUCACUUCCAUUGUAAGCGCUUUUUUAAAUAAACAUUGGAUGAGUCAAAAUUAUUAUACAUAAUGCUACAAAUACUGAGCUUAACUUGUAAUGAACCCGGAAUAUUCCUUUAACACAGUGUCCUAACUCAUUGAUUUUGGACCAGUGAUAUUUCACUGUAGGCACAUACAUACAUAAUUACAUUUCAGCUUUUUCUGAUUUUUGACUAAAACGUGUCCUAGACAUAUUCUUGACAGGUUUUAUGAUUUUCACACAGACUGUCUGUGCAUGUUUCUGAGACACCAUUAUAUCACUUCUGUUUUUCUGCAAAUACGAAUAGGCUACAAGCUGUGAUGAAUGCACACUGCACCCAUUUCAUGACUGGACUGCAUGUCAGUCUGGUGAAAGAGGAUCUAAAUACUUUAUCAUAUGUGUGACUUUAAGGGCAGAAACAAAGUGCAUUUUCUUUCCCUAAGGGAAAUAGAUGUUCUGAGCCAAUGUGACCACAACUAAACUGAGCAACCAAAAGUUAUUACAGUUAUUUUGAUUCCAAUGUGGUCAUUGAGCUUUAGCCCUAGAGCUACAGGAGAAAAUCUUUUGCUGUUUCUGUCCUAUUUCCCUGUCCUCGUGUCAUAUGCUUAUCCAGAAUAACAAGAGGCACUUGUGCAAAAGUGUUUUUUAGUGUUUUGAUAGAUGGGACUGUGGGAUUUCUGGUAAAGUAUUUAGCAAGAUGGCCAGUCUUCUAUUAGAUUGCUGUUGAAAAACUUCAGCAUACUGGUGUCAGCAUAGAUCUGAAGUGUUUCAAGAAUAUAUAUAUAUGAGCAGAGUGAUUUGGUUUGCUACCCUUAGCUUUCCAAUAGUUUUUUAAGUAUUGUGUUUUUUACAUUUGAUCUAGUCUUUUGCAGUGCUGUGUCUGGCAUACAAUAAAAUAAUAAUAUUUUGCAAUGGUCAGUCAAACGGUUGCUCUUAUUUGUAUACUUGUUUAUUUGUAUUAUUUUAAAUAUAUCUUAACCAGUGCCAUCACAGUUGAUGUAACUGGAUCUUUUUCUUUUUUAUAGCAGUGUGCUGUCUAAUGCUGAUUUAAAUAAAGAACA
Xyrauchen texanus (razorback sucker) is the source of this 3435-nucleotide messenger RNA. Its product is annotated as actin-related protein 2-A-like. The transcript is spliced from 9 exons. Gene Ontology annotation, molecular function: actin filament binding. The record is from RefSeq and is a predicted model, not a curated record. The coding region runs from base 94 to 1278 and encodes 394 amino acids. Gene Ontology annotation, biological process: Arp2/3 complex-mediated actin nucleation. NCBI's taxonomy places the organism in Eukaryota, Metazoa, Chordata, Actinopteri, Cypriniformes, Catostomidae. Gene Ontology annotation, cellular component: Arp2/3 protein complex; actin cortical patch.